UAACGCUUGCUUCGAGUUUAAAAGCAGAUAGGACUGGACAAAUGGACGAAUUGAGGCUCAAAGUGAUGGUGUGGAGUGGAAUCUACAAGUUACACACAAAAAAUCGCUUUCUGGGUAUAUGCCACGAUGUGUACAGAGUUAUAAUGAUAUUGUACAUAUCGAUAUACACUGUCCAACAUUUAGUUUUCUUUUGUAUGAAUUUUAUACGUGGGGACACGAUUGAAUGGCAAGCGGGCAUAACCUUUCUAACAAUGCUAAUUAUGGUUGUUAAAGUAAUCACGAUUUACACGCACCCUGAGAACAUAGAUGAAAUACAUGAUUUAAUCAAAGAUCCUAUGUUUGCUGCAAAUUGUGAAGAAGAUGAAAAUGUUAUCAAGAAAAAUGAAUGUCACAUUGGUUUGUUUAUAAAAAUCACGUACAUAUCACUGUCGGUUGUUUUGGUUUUGUGGGUGGCUUUAUUUAUUGUCACCAGAGUUCUCGAUGAAACUGUUAUACCACCAUCAUAUUUCCCGUUUGAUACUAAUCCAUGGCCGCAGUACCUAAUCGCUACAUUUGUGGAAACUGUGGGAUCCGCGCUCUGGGUUGGAUUCGGGCACUUGAGUAUAGACUGCAGUGUAGGGUGCUACUACGCCCGCGCUACAGCUCAGCUGAGAAUUAUAAGAUACCACUUGGAGCAUUUGUUUGACAACAAUGGAUCUCAGCGUCAUUUCCAAUAUAAGGAUGUUCUAGACAGAAGCUUAGACGAGAAAUUCGUUUCCUAUGUUCGACGCUAUCAAAAUGUCAAUCGGUUAGUUGGUAACGUGAAUGAUACCUUCAAAUGGGGUAUAGCAUUCCAUUUCCUAACCGUGACAACGUGCAUCACUUUGUGCGUCUACAAAAUGAGUACUAAUGACAUCUUCUCAUUGGAUGUAGCUUUAAUGUCUAGCGCGUUUUGCCUUUAUCAAAUACAAAAUUAUAUGUACUGUUUUUGUGGAGACUUAGUCAAAAGCGAGAGCGAUCAGGUGUGCACGUCAAUGUACUUCAGUGAUUGGACAGUAGUGUCGCCGCGGUUCCGGCGUAUGAUGCUGAUAGCAAUGACUCGCUGGGCGCGUCCGAUCGAGCCAAGUGUGACCAUUGUACCCAUCUCGCUUACUACAUUCGCGUCGAUUUUACGUUUCUCAUACACAUUGUACACCAUGAUGAAAACUAGAACGAUGUAGAAAUUGAAAUUCUUAAUUAGUAUUUGCACUCUUAAUUUUCCUGAUCUAUGAUAAUGUAAUCCAUGUUUUACAUUAGAUACCAUGUUGUUUUUCAUUCAUUUUAUAAAUUAUAAGACACAUACAAUAAUACUGAAUCUCCAUCAUAACAUUCUCGCAAAAAUGCAUUCAUUUACACAUCUUUUAUUUUCUGUUCCUGUUUACUCACACUUGAAAAGCAAUAAUCUAUGUAACAAAUAUUUGUAAAAACUUUUUUGCAAAUGUUAGGUUUAAAUUUAGUAAUUCUUUAAUGUGUACUUAAUAAC
Ostrinia nubilalis (European corn borer) is the source of this 1501-nucleotide messenger RNA. RefSeq names its product putative odorant receptor 69a. NCBI's taxonomy places the organism in Eukaryota, Metazoa, Arthropoda, Insecta, Lepidoptera, Crambidae. The coding region runs from base 42 to 1199 and encodes 385 amino acids. Gene Ontology annotation, cellular component: plasma membrane. The transcript is spliced from 9 exons. The record is from RefSeq and is a predicted model, not a curated record. Gene Ontology annotation, molecular function: olfactory receptor activity; odorant binding. Gene Ontology annotation, biological process: detection of chemical stimulus involved in sensory perception of smell; sensory perception of smell.